This is a messenger RNA of Fusarium keratoplasticum, 801 nucleotides long. Its product is annotated as ENDO3c domain-containing protein. Gene Ontology annotation, cellular component: nucleus. Gene Ontology annotation, biological process: base-excision repair. Gene Ontology annotation, molecular function: DNA binding; catalytic activity. Bases 1 to 801 code for a protein of 266 amino acids. The record is from RefSeq and is a predicted model, not a curated record. The transcript has a single exon. NCBI's taxonomy places the organism in Eukaryota, Fungi, Ascomycota, Sordariomycetes, Hypocreales, Nectriaceae.
AUGGACCUCAAGAGCCCUGCCACCGUUUCAGAGAUGUCUUGCCGUGUGACGCGGUCCAUGUCUAGACGGGAAUCCGAAAAGAGCACCAGAUCCCCGGCCGAUGUUACAGUAGCAAAACGCAAGGCGGGUACUCGAAGGCUACCAGCAGGCCGAGUACUUCCAGCCCCUCGCACAGCACCUAUCCAGAAUGAACACUUUGGACUUGUACAAGAAAGUGUCGGCACAGACUUGUACAAGUUACUCGUUGCCGCCGUGCUCUGGAACCGUACUCGGGGUGUCCAGGCACGCCCGGUUUUCCUGAAGCUGACAUCCAACUACCCGUCGCCCGAGGACUUGGCCGAAGCAUCCAUUUCGCACCUUUCAGACCUCCUUCAUCCCCUAGGUCUGCAUAACUCUCGGGCCAGGCGACUUGUGGCGUUCGCCAAGGCAUGGGUGCAGAAUCCACCAUCAAAAUCAAGGCGUUACCGGAAGCUACACUACCCCUUUCGCGGGGAUGGCCUUGACAUCGGCAAGAAUCAGGUCUUGGCAGAAGAUGACGAGCGAGAGGGAUGGGAAGUCGCGCAUUUGCCUUCACUGGGCCCUUAUGCUCUCGACAGUUUUCGAAUCUUCCAUCGGGACAUACUCAGAGGCUUAGCCGAAGACUGGAAUGGCAAGGGGGCGGGGCCAGGGUUUGAGCCUGAGUGGAAAAGGGUGGCGCCUAUGGAUAAGGAUCUGCGGGCGUACAUACGUUGGAGGUGGCUGAAAGAAGGCUGGGUAUGGGACGCAGAGACCGGCACAAAAGUCCGGGCGUCCAAGAAGUGA